AUGGACGAGCCUAAUUUUUGCGACGACUACUUCGCCUCAUCGCGACACAAGCCUCGACAUCAACACCAUCGUAGCUUCACCAAACCUACGUUCCAAGCCGACAAACUUCGCGCACAGCAGGAGCUCGAACGGCUCCAGCAGAAAUACAUUGGCACCGGCCACCCAGACACGACGAGCUGGGAGUGGAAGUCCAACAUUAUGCGCGAUACAUACUCGAGCCUGGUCGGCCACCCGCCGAUGCUGGCGUUCCUGUCGCUGGCGCAGGGCGAGCCGGCGGCCAAGACGCGCUUCAAGCUGCUCAAGAACAUGGUGCAGCCAUGCGGACCACCGCCGGCGCGAGACGAAGAUGAGGAUUAG
Sporothrix brasiliensis 5110 is the source of this 357-nucleotide messenger RNA. RefSeq names its product splicing factor 3B subunit 5. The coding region runs from base 1 to 357 and encodes 118 amino acids. Lineage: Eukaryota; Fungi; Ascomycota; Sordariomycetes; Ophiostomatales; Ophiostomataceae. The record is from RefSeq and is a predicted model, not a curated record. Gene Ontology annotation, cellular component: precatalytic spliceosome; U2 snRNP. The transcript is spliced from 2 exons. Gene Ontology annotation, biological process: mRNA splicing, via spliceosome.